GCCUCGGACUUCAUUCGUUCUUCACUCCUCUCAUCAAACUUGCCAGGCGCAGGCGCAGGAGAUCCGAAGUAAGCCGAGGAGAAGCGCAGCUGAACACAAGAAGAAGUUUUUGAGCGAUUUGUUCGAAACGCAAAGUACAAGACGCGAUGUCGGCCACCUCCGUCCUCUUUCUCGUCGUGCUGUCCGUUUGGGCUCAGACCUCACAGUGCAGCCCCCUCACAGAGUUUUCCGAACAGAGAGAUGAGCAGACGACAGAUUUAUUCCAUUCAAGCCCAGACAGCGAGCAGACUGUGGUUCACGCACAAGUGAGUCCUCUGGUCUCGCUGCUCCAACGUGCCAAGAGGCAAACCCACCUGCCCAUGUGCCGCUACUGCUGUAAAUGCUGCCGAAACAAGCGCUGCGGAUACUGCUGCCCGUUUUAAGCGGGCAUGGCUGCCAACCUUAUUUAUAUUUCACCACGUGUACAGUUUCAAGAUGUCUAUUGUAUUUGUCUUUUUUUACUAAACUCCUAUGGACUUUUUAUUUGUAUUGACAUUUUUUGAAGACGCUAUUGAGAUUGUGAUAGGAACCCAAAAUUCUCCUUAAUUUCUCAGUCCACUCGGCGACUGCCCAGGAGGUCAAGCAACAGGAGGUUAAGGUUAGAAGUAACUAACCAACCCUGACCCUGGUCAGCUGUGUCCACUGAUGUAGCUUAUGGAGGAAUUGGAGAAGGUGGACCACCCUGAAGAUCUUCUGUGCAGUGCGGCUGCUGGAAUAAAGCUGUCUGAUGUCCGGCAGUCACAUUUCUAUGGAUGUAUGAAUGAAAUAAACAGAAUCUGAGCAAAACAAAA
Polypterus senegalus (gray bichir) is the source of this 830-nucleotide messenger RNA. RefSeq names its product hepcidin antimicrobial peptide (gene hamp). NCBI's taxonomy places the organism in Eukaryota, Metazoa, Chordata, Cladistia, Polypteriformes, Polypteridae. Gene Ontology annotation, biological process: defense response to bacterium; intracellular iron ion homeostasis. The record is from RefSeq and is a predicted model, not a curated record. Gene Ontology annotation, cellular component: extracellular region. The coding region runs from base 147 to 422 and encodes 91 amino acids. The transcript has 3 exons.